Cladophialophora yegresii CBS 114405 is the source of this 1308-nucleotide messenger RNA. RefSeq lists its product as uncharacterized. The coding region runs from base 1 to 1308 and encodes 435 amino acids. NCBI's taxonomy places the organism in Eukaryota, Fungi, Ascomycota, Eurotiomycetes, Chaetothyriales, Herpotrichiellaceae. The transcript is spliced from 2 exons. The record is from RefSeq and is a predicted model, not a curated record.
AUGGCUUCAACACCGCCGCUUCAGAUCGCAUCCACCCCUCAAACUCCUCCCACACCUUUACACGGCGCUACUUACGAUACUCGUCCUACCAGAGCCAGCUCAAGAAUCGCAGCAAGACAGGUCCAUGCAACUCCUGAUGCGCCCCAGCCGAGUACCAGAUCCGAAGCAGCAGUGACAACCCCAAAGUCGUCAAGGCAGUCGAGACAAAGACAAACUGCACCAGGUAUUCAAUCACCUGAUUCAACGCCGCGCAAUAAGCAAACGCGCCGGGUGCAAAUCAUCUCUCCCUCCUCCCCCGAAACCGACACCUUGCCCACCAAACAAAUGCCACGCUCCAAAGCGCACCUGCAACCUUCUGCUUCCUCUUCAACCAUAAUAUCCGACGGCAUGCUCCCUACCCCAGUCAAGACUCCUAAGAAGAAGGUGGUCGCCAAGGCGAACAACGCUGCUCGGGCAUUGUUUCAAGAAAACCCCGACAUGGUGGAUUUUGAGCCAAGUCCGAGAAGAAAUCGCAAGAACAAGCGCUACAAUGGCUUUUCCCUUGAGAGCUUUUCUGCCGAAGACGAAAGUCAUGGCCAGAUCCAGAUCUUCACCGAUUCACGGGAUAGAGUCCCACAAGUCGACCACGGCCGAACCAAUCCCUUUGUGGACCACGAAGUGAAUGGCGAGGCUUCAACCAGUCAGAAGGUUGAAGGAACUUCGAAGCGACGCAAGGUCAGUGGGGAGCGAAAGACGGUAGAUCCUCAAGUGGCAGCGGCCAUUCGGGAGGACGAGGGCAUGGUCUACGUCUUUCGCGGCAAGAAGGUCUACAGACGAUUUGAUGACGAGGACGACGAGGAAGAGGAGAUUGACGAUGAUCUGGGUCUCCUUGAACACUCACCCGAAACAACCACUCGAUCGCUCAGGACUCUCACACGUCGCUCAAUCAAGCCAAAGAGACUAUUCCAGACCGAGACGCAAAAGAAGGCACGCAAAGCCCACGAGGAGGAAGAAGCCUUGACGGACAUUGAAGAGCCAGCUGGUCAGACUGGAAAUGCCGAUGUGUCUAGUCCUGGUUCGCCGAGUGUCCAGAUGGGAAGGUCACUGCGCUCCACUGGAAAAGCUCUUCUCUUUACAGACGAAGCCGAAUUGAACGCUGCUGAUGCAAACUCGAACAAGAAGACUAGCCCCUUUGAUACUUGGCCUAGACUCAAGUCUGGUGGUAGAUCUUCGACGGGAGGUCAGAAGGGGAGGAAGAGAGGUGCUCCAGACGCUGCCGAUGAGACCGUUGGAGUAGCAGCAGUGGAGUCUAAGAGAACGAGGUUUUGA